AUGCUUAGCCCUGCUUUUCAUUCAAGUAUUAUUCAAAACUAUAUGACGAGCUUUAACAAACAGGCAGAAGUAAAUUUUUUGUUAAAAAUCUACAAAGAUGAGACUUUUGACUUGCUUCCAUAUCUAAGACGCUUUGGUUUAGAUGUUAUCACAGAGACAACGUUAGGGGUUUCUCUUAACGCUCAGAAAGGCGAGAACGAAGACUGCUAUGAGGCAGUAGCUGGAUCUCUAGAGCUGUCUUUCAAGAGCGCACGCUAUCCGUGGUUAAGAAUUAAACCAAUUUGGCACUUGCUUGGGUACGCGAAAAUGAUGGAUAAAUAUACCAAAAUCACAAAUGUAAAAAAAACGUUUCAGGUUGUGAAAGAGCGCAAAAAAGAAUACGAAAAGAUUGCUGCUGACAAGAAGGCUAGAAAGUCAUUCUUGGAUUUAUUGCUAAGCUUGCAAGAAGAAUACAAUUUAAGUGAUGAAGAUGUCUGUGACGAAACUUCAACUGUUCUAAUCGCAGGUCACGACACUACGUCGGCUAAUGUAGGGUUUACACUCUUCGUACUUGGAAACAAAAAGGAGGAGCAGGAUAAAGUUUAUGAGGAGGUGAAAAGUGUUUUUGGUAAGAUUACAAAUCAGCGGGAAGUUACUAAUCAAGAUCUUGAAAAAUUGGUCCACUUGGAUCGUUGCGUCAAGGAAAUCACGAGGUUGUAUCCUCCAAUCAUAAUGUUUGCAAGGCGCAUUACAGAAGACGUUAAAGUUGGUAUUGCUAAUCUUAAAUUAUUGAGGAAAAUAUUUAAUCCAGACAACUUUUCUGAAGAAAAUUGUGCUAAACGUGAUACUUUUGCGUACAUACCUUUCUCCGCUGGAAUUCGCAGCUGUGUUGGAAAACCUAUUGCUCUGCUAGAACGGAAAGUGGCAUUAAUAUAUCUGUUGCGCCGUUAUGAGUUCCACUCGAUGCUCACCGAAGAGCAGAACCGACAAGUGGCAGAAAUUUCACUGAAACCAAGUCGAGGGUUUCCAAUGCGCAUAACUAGAAGGAAGAAAACAGACUAG
Enterobius vermicularis (human pinworm) is the source of this 1041-nucleotide messenger RNA. The record is from the annotation of a GenBank genome assembly. Lineage: Eukaryota; Metazoa; Nematoda; Chromadorea; Rhabditida; Oxyuridae.